Molecule: messenger RNA, 2027 nt
Organism: Ctenocephalides felis (cat flea)
Lineage: Eukaryota; Metazoa; Arthropoda; Insecta; Siphonaptera; Pulicidae
Gene: Taf5
Product: transcription initiation factor TFIID subunit 5
Exons: 11
Coding region: 1-1944 (647 amino acids)
Biological process (GO): transcription initiation at RNA polymerase II promoter
Cellular component (GO): transcription factor TFIID complex
Molecular function (GO): protein binding; RNA polymerase II general transcription initiation factor activity
Source: RefSeq, a predicted model, not a curated record
AUGAGUGACCGAACUACAUUAGUAGCAGUUCUGCAAUUACUAAAAAAAUAUAACCUAAAAGGAACAGAAGAAUUAUUAAGGAAAGAAGCAAACUUAACAGAUUUAGACGAUUCAAUACCAAUCGAUGAUGUUAAUGGCGUACUUGCAGCUUACAAAAGUGAUGGAGAUCCAGAUUUAUAUGAAAGUUCUUACCUUGAUUUGAGAAAAUUUGUUGAAAACUCUUUAGAUAUAUAUAGGUAUGAGUUGGCCAUGAUACUAUAUCCCGUACUAGUGCAUAUGUAUCUACGAUUAAUCUACAAUGGUCAUGAAGAAAAAGCAAUAUCAUUAUUGCAAAGGUUUUCUCCUGAACAAGAAGAUUAUUAUCAAGAUGAUCUUAAAAAGCUGUCCAUGAUCAUUAAGAAAGAACACAUGGAAAGCAAUGAAUUGUCACAAAAUUUUAAUACUAAUGAAUUUACAAUCAGAAUAUCACGCGAUACUUUGUCAUUACUUAAACGUUAUCUGCAAGAGCGAAGGCAGUCGGUUGUUCAAAAUAUAAUAGAUGAACGAUUAUAUUUUGAUAUCUAUGAAGGAGUUGCAAGGACAAAACAGCAAAUUGAAGCGACUGGUGGAGCUAUGCUAGGAGAAGCAAAACGACAAGAAAACCGUGCAAAAGUAUAUUACGGUUUGCUAAAGGAGCCUGAUAUACAGAGUAUGGCAGCACCUGCAGAAGAAGAAGAGGAAGCAGAAGGUGAAGGUGGUGAUAAACCAAAAAAGAAAAAGGCUAAACGUGACCCAUUAUUUUCAAAAAAGACCAAAUCUGAUCCAAAUGCGCCUUCUUUAGAUAGGAUGCCCUUGCCAGAUCUAAAAGAUGCAGAUAAACUGGAAAAGAUUAAGGCUCUUCGAGAAGCAUCAAAAAGAGCAAAUUUAGGACCAGAGUCCUUGCCAUCAAUAUGUUUCUACACACUGUUAAACAGCCUAAAUCAAAUAACUGCGGCUGAAAUUUGUGAAGAUUCAAGUAUACUUGGUAUAGGUUUUGCAGAUUCUGUUAUUAAAAUUUGGUCAUUAACACCAUCCAAAUUAAGAGGAAUGAAAAAUGCUGAUUUAUUGAGUGACAUUGACAGAGAAGCUGAUGAUGUAUUGGUUCGUAUGAUGGAUGAUCGAACUUCUGAAGUGAGUCGUUCACUUUUUGGCCAUUCAGGGCCUAUUUAUAAAUUAAGCUUUAGUCCUGAUAGGUCUUUGUUAUUAUCAGCAUCUGAAGAUACAACAGUACGUUUAUGGUCUCUUCAAACAUGGACAUGUGUAGUAAUUUAUAGAGGCCAUUGCUUUCCUGUAUGGGAUGUUCGAUUUUCUCCUCAUGGGUAUUAUUUUGUAACAGCAUCACAUGAUAAAACUGCAAGACUUUGGGCAACAGACCAGCACACACCAUUAAGAAUAUUUGCAGGACAUUUGGCAGAUGUUGAUUGUGUUCAAUUUCAUCCAAAUUCAAAUUAUGUAGCAACUGGAUCAAGUGAUCGAACAGUACGAUUAUGGGAUUGUACAACUGGUAACAAAGUAAGACUGAUGACUGGACAUAAGUGUGCUAUUUAUACAUUAUGCUUCUCAACUUGCGGGAGAUAUCUUGCUUCGGGCAGUGCUGAUAAUAGAGUUUUGGUUUGGGAUCUUUCACAUGGCUAUUUAGUAGCAUCUUUGAUUAGUCAUAAAGGACCCAUACAUUCAUUGGUAUUUAGCAGAGACGGCACUAUCUUAGCAUCAGGCAGCUUAGAUUGUACUUUAAAAAUUUGGGAUUUCUCCAAGUUAUGUGAAGAGGCUGCCCAUGAAGAUAUGAAUGUAUCACAUAACCCCGAUGUUAAAACAGGAGAUCAAUUUUUAUUAAGAACAUAUUCAACAAAGAAUUCACCAAUUCUAUGUUUACAUUUUUCACGUCGUAACUUGCUUAUGUCUGUUGGAAUGUAUGAAGCUUCUUAACAUAAAAAUGCUCCGAAAAAUAACAAAAUUUUAUUUAAGAUUAAUUUUAUUUAAAUUAUUUACAUAAUGAAAGAUUCAUUCUA